Messenger RNA from Plasmodium yoelii, 852 nucleotides. Its product is annotated as fam-a protein. The record is from RefSeq and is a predicted model, not a curated record. The transcript has 6 exons. Lineage: Eukaryota; Apicomplexa; Aconoidasida; Haemosporida; Plasmodiidae. The coding region runs from base 1 to 852 and encodes 283 amino acids.
AUGAAUAAAGGAUAUAUUAAGAUUGCUUUGACACUUUUAAGUCUCACAGGAUAUAUGCAAAAUGGAGCAUUUGCAACCGAACAUGCUGAAAAUGUUGCUAAUAAAGCCAACUCCGUCCACCCUGAAUCAGCAUUUGACAAAUACAAAGACAUGGCAUGCUAUAGUAUUUAUGAAAAUUUAGUAGCAAUAGAUCAUGCAAACAAUACUUCAGAACUAUUAAUAAAACUUUCUGAGACUAGUACAGACGAUUAUUCGACCCAUCCCACAGAAAAUGGAGAUAAAAUUAUAUAUUCUAAGAAAAUUGGAAAUAUGGAUAUUGGAAGACUUCAUCUUACGAUCCCAUCUGCCUCUAACUACUAUGACGUAAUAGAGGAACUCUGGGAUUUCAAUGAUACCCAAAAAUACAAUUACAAGUUUAUUAAGGGAAGUCUUGCUCGUGUAUACUCCAAAGAUUUAAUCAUCUUUGAAAAACUUAACAUAGAUCCUAAAUAUGUACCCUUCGUAAAAAAAUAUGUUUUAGCCGCAAAAGUUAAACAUUCAAAUGACACAACUGUAAUUCUUUGUCCUUCAAGAGCUCUAAAUUAUCUCGGUAAAAUUGAUGAUGAACCUAAUAUGAAAGAAAUAUUAGAAAAUACACAAUUAAUCGAAACUGAAAUAGAUCCUGAGGAAGCAUUAAUCAAAUUGGGUACUAACAUAUCCGGAUUUGUAAUUAAAAAAGUGGAAAAUGAUCAAGUUGAUGUUACUUAUAUCAACGCUAUUUAUGAUGAUGGUAAUUCUACAAAGUAUUUCUACGAUAAAAAAGAGAGAUAUCACGCAUAUAUGAAUAUCCUAAGCUUAACACAACGUAUUUGA